AGAAUUCGAAGAAAACGGAGAAGAAGAAGAAGAAGAAGAUGGAGAUUCGAGUGAAGUGUAGAUGUGGAGAAGAAGAGUGUAGCGAAUGGGCGAUCGUAGAGCUUCAAGGAGUCGUCGAGACUCAAGCUUCCUUCCAAGGUUCUAUUCAGAAUCUCGAGAUCGGUCGUCUCUGCCACUCCGAUUCCUCACAGGGAACAUACACGUUCACGGUGGGUUACCAUGAACUCGUAGGCUCUAAAGUGACUCUAAAGAAGCCAUUACUGGUUUUGAAGAAGCUUCAAUUUGAUGAAGUUUCAGGGAAAGCAACGGAGCUUGAAGUUGUUGGGAUUAUACGAACAAAGAUCUUGUUUAAAACCAGACCUAAGCCUCUUAUUUCCGGAACAAAUUGAAACCUCUCUAUUGUUUCAUUAUCUCUGCUUGUUUCAAUAAUGUAGUCUCUGUUUGUACUAUUGAAUGA
Arabidopsis thaliana (thale cress) is the source of this 457-nucleotide messenger RNA. Its product is annotated as chromosome transmission fidelity-like protein. Lineage: Eukaryota; Viridiplantae; Streptophyta; Magnoliopsida; Brassicales; Brassicaceae. Gene Ontology annotation, biological process: mitotic sister chromatid cohesion. Bases 39 to 389 code for a protein of 116 amino acids. The transcript is spliced from 3 exons. The record is from RefSeq and is marked reviewed. Gene Ontology annotation, cellular component: Ctf18 RFC-like complex.